Colletotrichum spaethianum is the source of this 1761-nucleotide messenger RNA. Its product is annotated as Kelch repeat-containing protein. The transcript has 5 exons. The record is from RefSeq and is a predicted model, not a curated record. NCBI's taxonomy places the organism in Eukaryota, Fungi, Ascomycota, Sordariomycetes, Glomerellales, Glomerellaceae. Gene Ontology annotation, molecular function: protein binding. Bases 1 to 1761 code for a protein of 586 amino acids.
AUGCUGCUGUAUUCACCUUUCGAGGUGACUCCGCUCUACAUUGUGCUUCAGCUGCCUGCAGUCGUCAACGCUCACUUUAAGCGUGACUGGGAGUUGGCUGCCGCCCCCUCGCCAUCUCUUUUCCUUCGCCGCGCUUUCGCAAGAGUUGCGGUUCUCGGUGACUACGCCUACAUCGAUGGCGGCGAGGUGUCCCAGCUCGACGCGGAUGGGAGCCCAAUCAAAUCGUAUGCGUCCAACGGUGUCAAUUCCACGCUAUCGAUCAGCUUAUCGAAAUCAUGGUCCGCAUCCAAAGUGACGAUCAAGGAACUCUCUAAAGAGUCUCAGGCCAGAAGCGGACAAGCGCUCUGGAAGAACGAAGCCACCAAUACACUAUGGAUUUGGGGAGGGCACUCCCCCAACGGCGCACCGAGAGAGAACCCUGUGUCGUGGAAGUUCGAAGCCGAUGGGAAGGGAGGCGGCGAGUGGUCGAAGGAAACCCCGACAAACCCGACAUUCUUCGCCGAUUUGAAACGAAGCGAGGAGGGCGCCUUUGUGAGCACGCCAGAUGCGGGCUUCUGGUUUGGGGGAGGAGCCUCUGGCUGGACGAAUCCGAACCCGGUUCCGCAGUUUGUUCCCGGUAUCGUGACGUACAACAUGACAACAAAGUCGUGGGCGAAUGAGACGACCAGCGCUUUCUCAGAAAACGGUACUCUGAAUGGCGGCAGCGCCAUAUAUAUACCGACCUUUGGACCGAAUGGUUUGAUCACGGUCAUGGGCGGAUCUACUUCGGCCCUGGAUCCUGAUCAGAAAUCACCCACAGGCUGGCUGGACUUCAACAACCUCACUUUCUUUGAUCCGAUAACAAGAGAUUGGUAUUGGCAACAGACGACUGGAAAUGCCCCUACAGCGCGGCGAAACUUCUGCAGUGUGGGCGUGAACGGCACGAGGGGGACCUACGAAAUCUUUGUGUUUGGCGGGACCAACACUGAAAAGAGCAAAACCUAUGACGAUGUGUUCGUUCUCAGCCUGCCAGGCUUUGUGUGGACCCAGGUCAUAUACGAUGCAACAAACCCUAGGCGGUACCACUCCUGUGCUGUCGUCGGUCGCCGUCAGAUGCUGUCCGUAGGAGGAACGGAUGGCCGUACCGGAUGGUCUGGGGCCGACCCCUGGCCCCAGGGGCUGGGAUUAUUCGACAUGACGAAUUGGACCUGGAAGACCAACUACGAUGCAGAUGCAAAGAACUACGAAACUUCCAGUACCAUUCAGGACUGGUACAAAACCAAUGGCAUCAACUCCGUCCAUUGGUCUUCUGACAAGGUGAAGGCAUUGUUCAACCACAAUGACUCCAAAGUGUCGAAAAAUCCGAAGGAUGACGUUAAUGGGGACGGGAAGAGUUCUGAAUCCUCAGUCCCGAUAGCCGCCAUUGUUGGAGCCGUUGUCGGCGCUGUCGUCGGUGUCAUCAUCGGUCUCGCUCUUUUCUGGUUCAUCCGUCGCCGCUCCCAGAAGAAGGGGGCCAUAGUUGAAAUAGCACCAGCCUACGCCAAAGACGACACCGGGACCACAUCCCAGACCUAUUACGAGCCUCUUCCGCUAAGUGAGCUGCAUGCGCCUACACCACAGCCCGAGCUGUCUGGUGGAACGAUACCUAGACAGGAGCUCUGGGCUCCUGUUCCAAAACCUGAUAUACCGGACACCGGUGGUCAUCACUACACGGUGACAGAGCUAGACGCUCAGCAGGGCUUGUUAGGGAGCGGAGAUGAAGACCAGCACAAAUACAGGUAA